This is a messenger RNA of Cyprinus carpio (common carp), 2288 nucleotides long. RefSeq names its product mucin-3A-like. The transcript has 8 exons. The record is from RefSeq and is a predicted model, not a curated record. Lineage: Eukaryota; Metazoa; Chordata; Actinopteri; Cypriniformes; Cyprinidae. Bases 1 to 1776 code for a protein of 591 amino acids.
AUGACUGCUCCAGGACCAUCCACCACCACAGCACAGCAAAACAUCUUCUACAACAGUAAUUCUCACCACUGUCAGUACAGCAACAACAUCUACAUCACCAACAGCUACAACAACACUUCCUUCAACAGUGACAUCAUCUCCUGUUGGAACUACUACUGCAGGACCUUCCACAACUGCACAGCACCACAGACAACAUCUACAGCAGUAACUUCUGUGAUUCCCACUUCAAUCACUACUGAAAGCACCACUGUAAGCACAGCCACAAUAUCCACAUCACCAACAGCUACAACAACACUUCCUUCAACAGUGACAUCAUCUCCUGUUGGAACUACUACUGCAGGACCUUCCACAACUGCACCACAAACAACAUCUACAGCAGUACCUUCUGUGAUUCCCACUUCAAUCACUACUGAAAGCACCACUGUCAGUACAGCAACAAUAUCCACAUCACCAACAGUUACAAAAACACUUCCUUCAACAGUGACAUCAUCUCCUGCUGGAACUACUACUGCAGGACCUUCCACAACUGCACCACAAACAACAUCUACAGCAGUACCUUCUGUGAUUCCCACUUCAAUCACUACUGAAAGCACCACUGUCAGUACAGCAACAACAUCUACAUCACCAACAGCUACAACAACACUUCCUUCAACAGUGACAUCAUCUCCUGUUGGAACUACUACUGCAGGACCUUCCACAACAGCACCACAGACAACAUCUACAGCAGUAACUUCUGUGAUUCCCACUUCAAUCACUACUGAAAGCACCACUGUCAGUACAGCCACAAUAUCCACAACGCCAACAGCUACAACAAAAGGGCCCUCAGCUACAACUACAAAAUCUGCACCUGUGUAUCUAACAGAUCUGGUGUUCCGCUCUUUAGACAACUUUAAUGUAGAACUCAGUGACCCAAACUCUCAGACCUUCAAGAACAGGGCUCAGCUUGUCAUAUCUCAGCUUGAACCAAUCUACAAAGCAAAAUAUUUUUCCUUUAUUGGAGUGAAUGUCUUGCUUUUCAGACAAGGGUCAGUAAUCACGGAAACACAGCUAGCUUUCAACUCCACACAACCUAUUCCAACUGUUCAAGAGAUUUCAGACACUCUCUUUACAGCAGUGAUAAACGGAAGUGUCAACCCACUGAACAUAACUCCUUAUUCAAUUUCAGUCAACGGUUCGAUUAUAAACGUGACUACUUCAACUACAGCAUCAACAACAACAACAGCAAUGACGAUGACAACAACAAGAACAACAACAACCACACCGACAACAACUACAAGACCCUUGACAUCUACAACUAAAGUGCCUGCAACUACAACUACACAAUUUGUACCUGUGUAUCUAACAGCUCUGGUGUUCCGCUCUUUAGACAUAUUCAUAAUUGAACUCAGUAAUCAAAGCUCUCAGGCCUUCAAGUCAAGAUCUGAGCUUGUCAGAUCUCAGCUUGAACUCAUCUACAGAGCAAAAUAUCUUUCCUUUAUCAGAGUGGUUGUCUUAAGUUUCCGUCCUGGGUCAAUCAUCACAGAAACUCAACUAGUUUUUAACUCCACACAACCUGUUCCAACCGUUCAAGAGAUUUCAGACUCCCUCCUGUCAGCAGUGGUAACAGGAGGUGUCGAUCCACUGAACAUAAUCCCUUCAACAGUUUCAGUCAAUGGUUCAGUUAUAGCUACGACUGUUGCUGCAACUACAGCUUCAAGUGGACUGAAGAUUGAAUCCAGCCUGCUCCAAGCAACAUGGCUCAUUAUUAUGGCAAAAAUAUUACAGUUUUUCCUAUAGAUCUCUUAACAAUGAAUGUGAGUUGCGAGAAAUGAAAGGCAUGUGGCAGGCACACAAUUAUAUUAUCAAAUUAUAUUAUUUUUGUAUGUGUGUUUGUGUAUUGUGGUAUUAAGUAUUGUAGCACACUCUUGAAAUAUGGCAAUGGCAAAAUAAGCAUAAGCCUGAAAUUGCAUUGAUUCUAAGGAGCACAAUUUGUAAUUAGAAAAAAUAAUAUAUGUAUAUUUAUUUAUCAGCAGGUUGUAGUAAUCAAUCAAAUAAGGAAAAUUCCUAUUUCCUCAGUAUUUUAAAUGUAAUGCUUUUGUUCACUUGUCUGCAGGUUAAAGACUAUUUAUACUGUAAUUCUCUUUUGUCUAGUAUGUGCUAAUAUCGCAAGAACUUAUUUAAUCUUAUUAUAAUCAAAUAAACAUAUUUAUUAAGUUCACAUUGUCCAAAAUUGUAUGAUUGUUUGUAAUUAUUACAUUUAUUUAAAAUGUACAAGGGUCUUAUAUUAAUUGAAUUAAAUAAAGUUUUAA